This is a messenger RNA of Gongylonema pulchrum, 165 nucleotides long. Lineage: Eukaryota; Metazoa; Nematoda; Chromadorea; Rhabditida; Gongylonematidae. The record is from the annotation of a GenBank genome assembly.
UAUAAAAGCCAGGAGCAGCAGAGCGGUAUGGUGGAAAUAGCUGAAGGGAACGGUGAGCCUGAAGAAAUGGUCGAGUUGCCACAGAAAAAGUAUUAUCGACAAAGGGCUCAUGCUAAUCCGAUGAGUGACCAUGAUAUCGAGUAUCCGGUCUCCCCAGACCAGUGA